CCCGGCUCCGCCAGAGUAGUCGUAACUGCAAGCGCGAUGCCGAAGGGGCCAAAGCAACAGCCGCCGGAGCCCGAGUGGAUCGGGGACGGAGAGAGCACGAGCCCCGCCGAUAAAGUGGUGAAGAAAGGGAAGAAGGACAAGAAGACCAAAAAGACGUUCUUUGAAGAGCUGGCAGUAGAAGAUAAACAAGCUGGAGAAGAAGAGAAAGUGCUCAAGGAGAAGGAGCAGCAGCAGCAGCAACAGCAGCAGCAGCAAAAAAAGAAACGAGAUACCCGAAAAGGCCGGCGGAAGAAGGAUGUGGAUGAUGAUGGAGAGGAGAAAGAGCUCAUGGAGCGUCUUAAGAAGCUCUCAGUGCCAGCCAGUGAUGAGGAGGAUGAAGUACCUGCCCCGAUAGCCCGAGGAGGGAAGAAGACCAAGGGUGGUAAUGUCUUUGCAGCCCUGAUUCAGGAUCAGAGUGAGGAAGAGGAGGAGGAAGAAAAGCACCCUCCUAAGCCUGCCAAGCCAGAGAAGAAUCGGAUCAAUAAGGCUGUAUCUGAGGAACAACAGCCGGGGCUCAAGGGCAAAAAAGGAAAGGAAGAGAAGUCAAAGGGGAAGGCCAAGCCUCAGAAUAAAUUUGCUGCUCUAGACAAUGAAGAGGAGGAUGAAGAAGAAGAAAUAACAAAAGAAAAGGAACCACCCAAACAAGGGAAGGAGAAGGCCAAGAAGGCAGAGCAGGGUUCUGAGGAAGAAGGAGACGAGGAGGAGGAGGAAGGGGAGUCUAAGGCCGAUGAUCCCUAUGCUCACCUUAGUAAAAAGGAGAAGAAAAAGCUGAAGAAACAGAUGGAGUAUGAACGCCAGGUGGCUUCAUUAAAAGCAGCCAAUGCUGCUGAAAAUGACUUCUCCGUGUCACAAGCAGAGGUGUCCUCCCGGCAAGCCAUGUUAGAAAAUGCAUCUGACAUCAAGCUGGAGAAGUUCAGCAUCUCGGCCCACGGCAAGGAGUUAUUUGUCAACGCAGACCUGUACAUUGUAGCUGGCCGCCGCUACGGGCUGGUGGGACCCAAUGGCAAGGGCAAGACCACUCUCCUCAAGCACAUCGCCAACCGGGCCUUGAGCAUCCCCCCGAACAUCGAUGUGUUGCUGUGUGAGCAGGAGGUGGUAGCGGAUGAGACACCAGCAGUGCAGGCCGUUCUUCGAGCUGACACCAAGCGAUUGAAGCUGCUGGAAGAGGAGCGACGGCUUCAGGGACAGCUGGAGCAGGGCGAUGACACAGCUGCCGAGAGGCUAGAGAAGGUGUAUGAGGAAUUGCGGGCUACCGGGGCGGCAGCUGCAGAGGCCAAAGCCCGGCGGAUCCUGGCUGGUUUGGGUUUCGACCCUGAAAUGCAGAAUCGGCCCACACAGAAGUUUUCGGGGGGCUGGCGCAUGCGUGUCUCCCUGGCCAGGGCGCUGUUCAUGGAGCCCACGCUGCUGAUGUUGGAUGAACCCACCAACCACUUGGACCUCAAUGCUGUCAUCUGGCUCAAUAACUACCUCCAGGGCUGGCGGAAGACGUUGCUCAUCGUCUCCCACGACCAGGGCUUCCUGGAUGACGUCUGCACUGAUAUCAUCCAUCUCGACGCCCAGCGGCUCCAUUACUAUAGGGGCAAUUACAUGACUUUCAAGAAGAUGUACCAGCAGAAGCAGAAGGAACUGCUGAAGCAGUAUGAGAAGCAGGAGAAGAAGCUAAAGGAGCUAAAGGCGGGUGGCAAGUCCACCAAGCAGGCAGAAAAGCAAACAAAGGAAGCCCUGACUCGAAAGCAGCAGAAAUGCCGACGGAAAAACCAGGAUGAGGAAUCGCAGGAGGCCCCUGAGCUCCUGAAGCGCCCAAAGGAGUACACUGUGCGCUUCACUUUCCCCGACCCCCCGCCACUCAGCCCUCCUGUGCUGGGUCUGCACGGUGUGACGUUUGGCUAUGAGGGGCAGAAACCACUCUUUAAGAAUCUGGAUUUUGGCAUCGACAUGGACUCAAGGAUCUGCAUCGUGGGCCCCAAUGGCGUGGGGAAGAGCACUCUGCUGCUGCUGCUGACAGGCAAGCUAACACCGACUCGUGGCGAAAUGAGAAAGAACCACCGGCUGAAAAUUGGCUUCUUUAACCAGCAGUAUGCAGAGCAGCUGCGCAUGGAAGAGACGCCCACUGAGUACCUGCAGCGGGGCUUCAACCUGCCCUACCAGGAUGCCCGGAAGUGCCUGGGCCGCUUCGGCCUGGAGAGUCACGCCCACACCAUCCAGAUCUGCAAACUCUCUGGUGGGCAAAAAGCCCGAGUUGUGUUUGCAGAGCUGGCCUGUCGGGAGCCUGAUGUCCUCAUCUUGGACGAGCCCACCAAUAACUUGGACAUCGAGUCUAUUGAUGCUCUGGGGGAGGCCAUCAACGAAUACAAGGGUGCUGUGAUCGUUGUCAGCCACGAUGCCCGACUCAUCACAGAAACCAACUGCCAGCUGUGGGUGGUGGAAGAGCAGAGUGUCAGCCAGAUCGAUGGGGACUUUGAGGACUACAAGCGAGAGGUGUUGGAGGCGCUGGGUGAAGUCAUGGUCAGCCGACCGCGAGAGUGAGCUUUCCUUCCUGGAAGUCUCCCGAAAGAUCAGCUUGCGUGGCCUGGAAGUCUCCUAUUGUCACCCUCUCUUCACUCGGAAGCCUGCCUUUGGUCUGCAGCUGACCCAGCAACUACUCAGGCACACAGAGGCGGAGUGUGGUCUUGAUGUGACCAGAAUACCACUUUGCUUCCUUUUCUCUGAAAGACUUGUCUGUUCCGCUUUUCUAGAGAUAACUGAGCUGGCCUUAUCCUUGACUUCCCUCUCUACAAACAGAGCUGACCUUCAUUAGUGUGGGGUUCCAUCCAGCCAAGUUAACGUGGCCAGUUGUCUCGAGACUCAUCACUCAAAGCCUGCCGCUGGGCCGCCCUCCAGCUUCAGGCCCAGCUGGUCUUUGAGUGGUGCUCUUCUUCUCUGGUGGAUUCAACGCUGACUUACUGAGACAAACAGCUGUCGCAGCUCAGAGCUGGAGGAGAGUUCUGAGCCCAGCCUGGGAUUUGGUGCCUGCAGCCUCUUGUCUGGUUGGGGACUUGGGGGCAGGAAAGGAAUGCUGCUCAACUUGAAUCUCCCUUUACAAGGGGGAGAAAUAAAGGAAAGGAGUUGCUGCCA
This is a messenger RNA of Equus quagga, 3153 nucleotides long. RefSeq names its product ATP binding cassette subfamily F member 1 (gene ABCF1). Lineage: Eukaryota; Metazoa; Chordata; Mammalia; Perissodactyla; Equidae. The transcript is spliced from 25 exons. The record is from RefSeq and is a predicted model, not a curated record. Gene Ontology annotation, molecular function: ATP hydrolysis activity; ATP binding. Bases 37 to 2565 code for a protein of 842 amino acids.